Cryptomeria japonica (Japanese cedar) is the source of this 2384-nucleotide messenger RNA. RefSeq names its product asparagine--tRNA ligase, chloroplastic/mitochondrial. The coding region runs from base 215 to 1957 and encodes 580 amino acids. The transcript is spliced from 15 exons. Gene Ontology annotation, biological process: asparaginyl-tRNA aminoacylation. The record is from RefSeq and is a predicted model, not a curated record. Gene Ontology annotation, cellular component: mitochondrion. Gene Ontology annotation, molecular function: asparagine-tRNA ligase activity; ATP binding. Lineage: Eukaryota; Viridiplantae; Streptophyta; Pinopsida; Cupressales; Cupressaceae.
AUUUCUACUUGCUCUCCUAAAAUCAUAGUCCAAUCUCAUCAGAAUUUGAUGAUCAGCAAUACCUCCUCCACAAGUACGCUACCUUAAAACUUACCCCAUCAACGGGGGACUUUCUUGCCUUGACGUUAUACUCCCUGCCAAUCAACUGCAUUUCAAAUCUCAGAGGGGAAAUGCUCUGAAAAGGAUAAGGCAAGAGCAACAGCAAACGUAGAAGAUGGCAAGCUUCACCUCCACAAUUUGUACGGGGGCGACUUCCUUCUCUUCUCGCCUUUGCAUUCCUCCUGCGGCACUCCUCCAUUUUUGGCGCCGUCGCCAUACAUUUAGCAGCUAUCGUCCAGCACCUUUAAAACUGUCGCAUUUUUUAGGGGCUUCAAAGAUCUCUCUUCCGACUGUCAAACCGAAAUUUAUUGGUUGGAGAAGCGUCUGCACAAGAGCCGAUGGCAGGAGCGAUCAAAUUUGCGAAGCAGAGCAAGUCCAGCGGUCACACGCAGCUGGCGGGACCGUGGGAAAGUUUCAGAAGAGGCUUCGGAUUGCGGAUAUUAAAGCCGGUCCCGCGCAAGGCCUGGAGCGCGUUGGCCAGUGCCUUUCUGUACGGGGAUGGGUUAGAACAUGCCGCGUGCAAAGGUCUAUCACAUUCAUCGAGGUGAACGAUGGAUCCUGUUUAUCAAAUUUACAAUGUGUGACAGCUUCUGAUGUUGAGGGAUUUGACAAGGUGCAUUCAGGCUUAAUCACGACUGGCACAUCUGUUUUAAUAGAUGGGGUUUUGGUAGCUAGUGAAGGUUCUAAGCAGAAGAUAGAAUUGAAGGCCACGAAACUAGUUUUGAUUGGGAGCAGUGAUCCUGCUACAUUUCCUGUGCAAAAGAAGAAGACAACCAAAGAAUAUCUCAGAAGUGUAGCACACAUGCGUCCUCGGACAAAUACAUUUGGUGCAGUAGCCAGAGUGAGGAAUGCUCUUGCAUAUGCCACACACAAGUAUUUCCAGGACAUGGGCUUUGUUUGGGUUGCUAGUCCAAUAAUCACUGGUUCAGACUGUGAAGGUGCUGGGCAGCAAUUUUGUGUUACAACUUUGCUCCCGUUUUCUCAGGAGGAUGUUGGUUCUCCAGUCAGCAAGAUCCCCAGCACAAAGGAUGGUUCAAUUGAUUGGUCAAAGGAUUUUUUUGGAAAACCAACGUUUUUGACAGUUUCUGGGCAGCUAAAUGGAGAAACCUAUGCAUCUGCUCUAUGUGAUGUAUACACAUUCGGUCCUACAUUUCGAGCUGAAAAUUCAAACACUUCACGUCAUUUGGCAGAGUUUUGGAUGAUUGAACCAGAGCUUGCUUUUGCUAAUUUGAAUGAUGAUAUGGCUUGUGCAACUGCGUAUCUCCAGUACGUCUUGAGAUACAUUUUGGAUAACUGCAAAGAAGAUAUGGAAUUCUUUAAUACGUGGAUUGAGAAAGGGAUAAUUGCUCGAUUAAAUAAUGUAGUGGAAAAGGAGUUUGUGCAAUUGACUUAUACUGAUGCUGUUGAACUCCUUUUGAAAGCAAAGAAGCAAUUUCAAUUCCCAGUAAAGUGGGGAUGUGAUUUGCAAAGUGAGCACGAGCGUUACAUAACGGAGGAAGCCUUUUUGGGUUCACCAGUUAUCAUAACUGAUUAUCCCAAAGAUAUUAAGGCUUUCUAUAUGCGACAAAAUGCUGAUGGGAAGACCGUAGCAGCAAUGGAUGUUUUAGUUCCAAAGGUAGGUGAGCUGAUUGGUGGAAGCCAACGUGAGGAGCGCCUUGAAUUAUUAGAGUCUCGAAUGGAAGAGUUAGGGCUGGACAAGGAAACCUACUGGUGGUAUCUUGAUUUAAGGCGUUAUGGUUCAGUUCCACAUGCGGGAUUUGGCUUAGGUUUUGAGAGGCUUGUUCAAUUUGCAACUGGAAUGGAUAAUAUUCGAGAUGUUAUCCCAUUCCCCAGGACUCCAGGUUCUGCAGAGUUUUAGUUUCAAAUUAGAAUUCUUAUAGCUGAAAUUGAAUAUGCUUCUAGAUUCUAUUCUCAUGGUAGAAGUUUUGUUUUCUCUAUAGACUUGCACAAUUUUCUUUGUGCAUAACGAAAGAAAAAUGAUUCGUCCACAAACAGUUUAAUUUAUUCUUUCGGACAAGAGUCCCAACUUCUCAAGUGCAAAUGAUUUUGAAGUCUUUUCUGGGAAAAGAGAAAUUGUAUAAGGGGUAAAUUUGUAAAGAGUGCCUCGUUGAGUUAUUUGUUCUCCUGAAGCAAUAGGUGGAUAUAAGUUGAAUUGUUAUGAGUUUAUUGUAUGCCAGAAAACAGAUAUAAUCUGCAAUCAUCACGGUGAUGCCUGUUGAAAGGGAGGAGUAUGCAUCCCCAUGUAAAUGUUAAUGUCGAUAAAAUAACCGUGCUUCCUUAACAUA